GUCGACUCAAUUGACCCCUGACCGAGUUUAUACCGGGACCAGCAAGUGAAAGACUUAUCCAUUGCCAUCUUUAAAUACCGGCUAACAUCGUUACGAUUCGUUCGAUUCGACUCCUAGAAUUCAACUUCCGCCUCAUCUGUUAAUUGUUCAAAUUCCCCGGCCGCCCCUCAACUCACUCAACAGCCCACCAUCACCCCACCACAUAUCAUCAGUCCCUCCCACUCCAUAAACAAUAGAACAUAUACAAGAAGAAUGACCGACACAGCCAUUCAACCAGACCCGGCCCUAACUCAAUUAAAUGGAGGCACCUCGAACCUAAAAAACAUGGCGCCCCAUCUGCCCUCCCCACAAGCGCAAUGCACUUCCAUACCCUCCACACAACAGCCAACAACAACAACAACAACAUCCUCCUCGCUCUCAGAAAUUAUCGCCCAAUGCCACCACAAAGUGCACAGCUUCCUCGCCGAAUCACAUCCCCCCGACUCCCUCCUUGCCGCCGUCCAACGCCAAACUCGUAUCUCCCUCGACGUCGCCGCAACAGCUCUCUCCCGCUACAGCCUCCCAGAGCUCGCCCUCUCUUAUAACGGCGGAAAAGACUGUCUGGUCCUCCUGGUGAUCUUCCUCGCCAGUCUGCACCCGCAUCCACCGCCCGAAAACGGCGGUCUUAAGUCCAUUCCGGCGAUAUAUGCUCUACCGCCGGAUCCCUUCCCCACGGUCGAGGAGUUCGUCCAGUGGUCGUCGAACGCCUACCAUCUUGAUAUCAUAAAGUACACGACGGAGCCGCCGAAGACGACGAUCAAGUCGAGUUUUGCGCACUACCUAUCCCUCCAUCCCAGUGUGAAGGCGAUUUUCGUCGGCACUCGCCGGACGGAUCCCCAUGGCGCUAAGUUGACUCAUUUCGAUCGGACGGAUAGUGGUUGGCCCGAUUUUGUUCGUGUUCACCCAGUAAUCGAUUGGCACUAUGCGGAGAUCUGGGCUUUCAUCCGUCAACUGGGUUUAGAAUACUGCCCUCUCUACGACCAGGGAUACACGAGUCUCGGUGGCCAGACGGAUACUCACCCGAAUCCCAAGCUUCGCGUCGACAUUGCGGCAGAUAACGAAUUCACUAAAAACUACCGACCAGCAUAUGAGUUGACUGAAGACCUGGAGGAGCGGCUGGGGCGCAAUUAAGUCCCCUUGACCGCCGGCAUGGUGUGUUACCAGGACUGUCAAACUGCUCACGCAGACAUUUCUUGUUUCAUCCGAUGUUUGCAUAGAGAGCGAUCUGAGAAGAUUGGAUGACAUUGCGUAUUGGACCCCACUUUCUAUUACCGCCCUUUUUCACGGCUUUCUCUUUUCCUCUUAUAUCUCUA
Messenger RNA from Aspergillus pseudonomiae, 1352 nucleotides. Its product is annotated as FAD synthase. The record is from RefSeq and is a predicted model, not a curated record. The transcript has a single exon. Bases 253 to 1170 code for a protein of 305 amino acids. Gene Ontology annotation, molecular function: FMN adenylyltransferase activity. Gene Ontology annotation, biological process: FAD biosynthetic process. Lineage: Eukaryota; Fungi; Ascomycota; Eurotiomycetes; Eurotiales; Aspergillaceae.